Molecule: messenger RNA, 2658 nt
Organism: Harmonia axyridis
Lineage: Eukaryota; Metazoa; Arthropoda; Insecta; Coleoptera; Coccinellidae
Product: arylphorin subunit alpha-like
Exons: 5
Coding region: 55-2607 (850 amino acids)
Source: RefSeq, a predicted model, not a curated record
AACUUCUUCCUAACACUAUCGUUGCAUUCUAGCCGUUCGUUUCUAGAGGCAAGUAUGAGAGGUGCAACGCUCGUUUUGGGCCUUGUGGCCUGUGCUGCAGCCUUACAGUACCCCCAGAGCUUGAAUUACGGACGUCAAGGUCUUGGCUACGAUGACGACCUCUUAGGAGGCAUAUACAACCGUUUGCACGGGCCCUACAGUACCCAGUUCUACCAGAAGAGGUUUGGUCAAGGGUACUCAGGUCAGGACUACCAGAAGGCCAGCAUCUAUGAUCAAUUGGCGGACUCGGAGGAAUACAGACCAAUCAGCAACCCAAACGAUGAUCAGAACCAAAACCAGAGGCUUUACGGAGCGAACAAAGGUCUAUACGAUAAGUAUUCCAGCAGUAUCUACAACAAGUACCUGAACAAGUUCUACAACUACCUGAAUAAACGGCAAGAGCAGUACAACACUGGUGUUGAAGAAGAUGAACAAGAACCAGUCAAAAAUGUUAACAGUGAGCUAACGAAAAAACAACAACACGUCUACCAACUGGUUAGAUUUAUCAACAACCCUGUAUACGACAAAGAAUUUCUGAAGGUGUACAGCACGUUCAGCUUGGAGAAAUAUGCAGACAAUUACAAGACUGAAGCUUACGAAAGAUUCAUCCAUCUUUGGAGGAACCAAGCCUACCUUCCCAAAGGUUCAAUCUUUUCAGUGAUGAACGACGAACACGUUAAGCAAGUCCAAGCACUGUUCGACCUCUUCUACACCGCUAAAGACUACGAAACCUUCUACAAGACAGCUGUAUGGGCUCGCCAACACGUCAACGAAGGAAUGUUCUUGUAUACCUACUCUGUGGCCCUCGUACACAGGACAGACACUCAAGGACUGGCCCUUCCAGCCAUCUACGAACUCAACCCUCAGUAUUUCUUCAACUCUGAGGUCAUACAGAAGGCUUACAAGCACAAGAUGAGCCACUUUGGCGGUCUCAACACUGGCAAAUCAGGAAUCUACACCAUCCGAACUGACUACUCCGGUAACUACCUGAACCUCAACCCUGAGCAGAGCCUUUCUUAUUUUACUGAAGAUGUUGGCAUCAAUGCUUUCUACUACUACUACAACCUGUAUUUCCCCUACUGGAUGGACUCUGACAAGUACCAACUGGACGAGAACCGUGGAGAGCUCUUCUACUACGUGCACCAACAGCUUUUGGCCAGGUACUACUUGGAGCGCCUCUCACAUGGUAUUGGAGGUUUCGACUUCUUCAACUGGGAUGUUCCUUUUGAGACUGGGUACUACCCAUCGCUGACCUACCCCAACGGUUUGGCUUUCAACGAGAGGCCUAACUUUGCGAACCUCCAAGAGUACUUCCAUAACUAUGGACACCGAUGGUGCUUUGUUGGUAAAUACGGAUAUGGAUACACUUAUGUCAACACCUACGAACAAAGGAUUAGAGAAGCUAUUGAUCUUGGCUACGCUUACUCUCAAGAUGGUCAAAGAGUAGAUCUCUACAAUCCCAAAGGGUUGAACAUCUUAGCAAACAUAAUCGAAGGCAAUGCAGACUCCCCUAACUACAGAUACUACGGUAGCUACGUCAACUUUGCACGACACCUCCUUGGUUACUCCAAACAACCCUUGGACAACUUCUCCUUGGCUCCAUCAGUCCUGGAACACUUCGAGACCUCUAUGAGGGACCCAGCGUUCUACAAGCUCGCCAAGAAGAUGUUGCUCCUAUUCCAGAAGUACAAGGUCAACCUCCCUGAAUACACCGAGAAAGACUUGUACUACCCUGGAGUAAAAGUUGAUAGGUUGGAAGUAGAACCUUUGGUCACCUUCUACGAGCAGUUCCACACAGAUAUCACUAAUGGUCUUACUGUAACACCUGAUGAAUACGAGUCUGAUUCCACCUUCAGAGUGCAAGUUGAGCAGUACCGUUUGAACCACAAGAACUUCAACUACAAGGUUUAUGUCGACUCUGAGUUAGAGGCCAAAGCUAAUGUGAGGGUGUUCAUCGGACCUAAAUUUGAUGAGCAUGGACGUACCAUCGACUUCUUGGAGAACCGCAACAACUUUGUGGAGCUUGAUCAGUUCGUUUACAACCUAAAGUCAGGAGAGAAUGUUAUUGUAAGGAACUCUAGGGACUUCUUGUGGUUUGGAGGUGAUAAGACUAGCUACUUGGACUUGUACAAACAAGCUAUGACUGGAGACUUCCAGAAAGUCUAUAAGGUGGAUGACUUCAUGAAUGGUUUCCCUAGAAGAUACAUGUUGCCUAGAGGUUCAGCAGAAGGUACCACAUACCAAAUUUACGUAAUCGUAUCCCCUUACAAGCCACAACAAAGCGAACAAACCCAAAAGUACUACCAAACCAGAUACAACCAAGAGACUGUCUUCACUGCCAAACAGGUUGACAAUGAGGAUGCCUAUGAUAAGAUGGAGCAAUACAAGAUGGUCAGGAUCGAUAGCUAUCCUCUGGGAUAUCCCUUCGACCGUCCUGCCGAAUUUCAACAGACCUAUUUUGUGCCAAACGCUAAAAUGAUCGACGUGAAGGUGUACCACCAGGUUCUCAGAAGAGGCAUUUUUGAGACUGAAGGUGAUUUUGAAGAAAAACCCAAAUAUUUCAUGUAAUUUUUUAUAAAAUAUGGACUGAAUGAUAGAUCAAUAUAAUUAUGAUUUUUA